AUGACGAGCUACGUAGCGAACCUUUCCUUUGACAAUCCUAAUCGAAAAAGCGGGUUACCGGCCUCGGCUAAGGCACCAGCUCCUCUGUUUCGGAUGGAUUCGGCUCAAUCACGGCUACCUAGCUUAGGAAACCGGCUCAAUCCCAGGCUUGGCAAUAAACCCAUCUUCUUUACUCGAAAACGAGCCCUCUCCUCGGCAAAGCAAAGGAAUGCUUGUACACGGCAAAGAAAUGGCAUGAAUAGGAUGGUCUCCGAUCCGAAAUGGCUAAAGCAGUGUUUCUGUCAGCAAGCCUAUUCUUAUGAUAAGUCAGAGGAAGAGCGCUGA
Messenger RNA from Striga asiatica, 324 nucleotides. The record is from the annotation of a GenBank genome assembly. NCBI's taxonomy places the organism in Eukaryota, Viridiplantae, Streptophyta, Magnoliopsida, Lamiales, Orobanchaceae.